UAAUAGCGAUUUAGAUCUUUUAGAACGUUCCUGCACAAUUCUGCAAACUCACGUCAACAUCACCUACAGCAGCCAUGAUUCCACGUCAUAAUCGCAGCACACGUCAUCCGCCUAUAAAAAUUCCAGCCUGGCAGCAAACCCAUCCCACCCAAUAGUAAACCUCCACGUGGCCCCCUCGAUGUUGACAUUUCCGUUCCUACAGCUGUUCGUCAGCCCCCCUCGGUAUAAAUACCACCACACUAGGAUUCACAACUCCAAGCUCAAAUCUAAUCUAGUAAAAAAAAAAAUUAAACACAAUGGCAGUAAAUGACCGUUUUGCCCCUGGAAAAUCCAUGUUUUUACCCAUCUUCUUCUUGUUCAUCUUUGUAUCUUCUUCCACGGCUGCUCUGGUGCAGGAGCAGCCGCUGGUUCUCAAGUACCAUAACGGCGCUCUGCUGAGAGGCACCGUCACCGUUAACCUCAUCUGGUACGGGAAGUUCACCCCGACCCAGCGCUCCAUAAUCGUCGAUUUCCUACAGUCCCUCAACCCCGGAAAGACCGCGCAGCCCUCCGCCGCGUCGUGGUGGAAGACGACGGAGAAGUACAAGGGCGUCGCCGGCCCGUCGACGCUCGCCGUCGGGAAACAGUUCAUCGACGAGAAAUAUUCCAUGGGUAAGUCACUCAAGAACUCCCAACUCGUCUACCUGGCAGCCAGGGGAGGCCACGCCGCCGGCGCGAUUAACGUCGUCCUCACGGCGAAGGACGUCGCCGUCGCCGGUUUCUGCAUGAACCGGUGCGGCACCCACGGCUCCAGCCGUGGCGGCGCGACUCGGUUCGCGUACGCGUGGGUGGGGAACUCGGAGACUCAGUGCCCGGGCUACUGCGCGUGGCCGUUUCACCAGCCGCUCUACGGCCCACAGACGCCGCCGCUCGUGGCGCCAAACGGUGAUGUUGGGGUGGACGGGAUGGUUAUAAACUUGGCUACGGUUUUAGCCGGAACGGUGACGAACCCGUUUAACAACGGGUAUUUUCAGGGUCCGGCGACGGCGCCGUUAGAAGCGGUGACGGCGUGUACGGGGGUGUUCGGGUCGGGUGCGUACCCGGGUUACCCGGGGAGUGUGUUGACGGAUAAGACAACGGGUGCUAGCUAUAAUGCGCAUGGGUUGAAUGGGCGGAAGUACUUGCUGCCGGCGAUGUGGGACCCGCUAACAUCCAAGUGCUCUACACUUGUUUGAUUUGGUAUGAAACUCAAGAACUGGAGGAAAUAAAAAAAAAAGAACAAAAAAAGAAGGGGUCGGAUUCAGUGGGGGCGAGUGUACUAACAAGAACUGGAGGAAAUAAAAAAAAAAGAACAAAAAAAGAAGGGGUCGGGAUUCAGUGGGGGCAAGUGUACUUUAGUAAAUAUAAGGGGUUGUACUUUUUUUUUUUUUUUUUUUGAUCUGGGAUGGGGAUGAAUGGAGGUUUGUCGUUUUGUAUGACGUGUACAUUUUGUCGUUUAUGAUAUGUAAAAAAAGUGGGAUAGGAUAAUCUAAUAAUAAUAAUGGUUAAUUUGGUCUCUGAUAAA
Molecule: messenger RNA, 1543 nt
Organism: Erythranthe guttata (spotted monkey flower)
Lineage: Eukaryota; Viridiplantae; Streptophyta; Magnoliopsida; Lamiales; Phrymaceae
Product: protein EXORDIUM-like 2
Source: RefSeq, a predicted model, not a curated record